Molecule: messenger RNA, 3633 nt
Organism: Plodia interpunctella (Indianmeal moth)
Lineage: Eukaryota; Metazoa; Arthropoda; Insecta; Lepidoptera; Pyralidae
Gene: Hs3st-B
Product: Heparan sulfate 3-O sulfotransferase-B
Exons: 6
Coding region: 435-1469 (344 amino acids)
Molecular function (GO): [heparan sulfate]-glucosamine 3-sulfotransferase activity
Source: RefSeq, a predicted model, not a curated record
GUGUUCCAUUUCACCCCAUGUAUAUUGUCAGCGCGGGUGGGUCUAAGCGGGAGCGGAAACGGAAAAUCAAAAAACUUUUGACAAUUUGAAUUGGUAGAUUGGUAACCCUACCUCUUUAAUAAGGGCGGUAAAAUUCGCAAUAAAAUCGAAUCAUUCAUUCAUGUUGCGUUGCCCAACCAACUUACGGACCGCGUCCGCGUUUGCGCUUUACCGUCAGCAGCCAAUGUUAAUCUCAUCCCGGAAAAUACAUUGAUCGCAUGAUUUUAAUAGAACUGUCAAACUUCAAUACUGCAGUACCAGGAGUGCCAGGAUACAAAAUGACUGCAGUGUGAAAGUGUUGUGUUGCAUUUAGGAUAAUAUAAAUUACACGAUAAUGUUAUUCAUAUCUUAGCAAAGGGGGAUGAAAUUAUUACAAAUGCUUUCGAAAUACAGCAAUGAAAUGGAUACCGGCAGUAUCGAAACGAACUAUGUUUAUUUAUUUCACAUUAUUAUUUGUAUUAUAUUUAUUGUAUGCUUUGAAUUCCUGUUUAGUUGACGAAAGAAAGAUAUCACUCAAGUAUCAGUUUUUGAAACAACACAUAUCGAACUACAAAAGUGCGACUGCUCGCUUCGUCUCGUUUCUGGGAUUAGACUGGGACAAAAACAACGAUUAUAGGAAAAUACAAGAAAAUGCAGUGAAAAGACUGCCUGACGCUCUGGUUAUUGGUGUUAAGAAGUGUGGCACACGGGCCCUUUUGGAAUUUUUAAGAAUACAUCCAGAUGUCAGGGCAGCGGGGUCAGAAGUUCACUUUUUUGAUAAAUAUUAUCACAAGGGAUUCGAAUGGUACAGAGACAAGAUGCCGGCGACGCUGGCGGGCCAGAUAACGAUGGAGAAGACGCCAGGAUACUGGGUGACGCGGUCGGCGCCGCGCCGCGUUUUCGCCAUGAACCCCGCCGUCAAACUGUUGGCCGUCGUGCGAGACCCGGUCACCAGGGCUAUCAGCGACUAUACGCAAUCUGCCAGCAAACGCCCCAGUUUACCUAGAUUCGAAGACCUAGUUCUAGUAAACAGCACAGUGGGUUGGGAUGGAGUGCCCUGGUCCGUAGUAGAUGCAUCAUGGCCGCCAGUCCGACUCGGGGUGUACGCACGACCUUUGAGGAGGUGGUUGAGAAGGUUUCCCAGAUCUAGAUUGCUGUUGAUCAACGGAGAAAGAUUGGUGACCGAUCCAGCGGCUGAAAUGGCUCGAGUUCAGGAAUUUCUAGGCCUUAAGCGCGUGAUAACUGAAAAGCACUUCUACUUUAACUCAACCAAAGGUUUCCCUUGUCUACUGAAAUCAGAUAAUCGGCCCACACCGCACUGCCUCGGCAAGACCAAAGGGAGGAAUCACCCUCAUAUCGACCCGGUCGCUAUCGAGCGACUGAGGGACUUCUACAGGCCCUUCAACGAACGCUUCUAUCAGAUGUCCGGCAUCAACUUUGGAUGGCCUUAAUGAUAUUAUUUUUAAAAAUCGUAACCGCAUUAAAAAAAAAACAAUCGAAUUUGGAAUCUGAUAAAGUUUUCCAAUUUUCGCAGUCCGAUAUAUACAUUAGAACCGAACGCCGAAACGCCUAAACUUGAUACUGCAUAUCUGGCAUUAAAGUAAAUAAUGUAAUGGCUCCACCACACUCGAAAUAUCGGCGAACUCUUAUACCAACGCGAAUGGACGUACAAGGCGUAGUUUGUAUAUGAACUUUUUUAUCGCAAAGAAAAACCAGCAAUGUACAUCGAAAAAUCUAAAGUUUAGCAAACUGUCGAUAGUGAGGGCAUAAAAAUAAGUUUAUAAAAGUUUAAUCUUCAGCGGCGUCCGUACUGAUAUUGUUACUGCUCAAAAUAAACUUAAGUUACAAAUUGUAAUGUGAAACCAAAUAGGUAUUUAGAGCCUGUUUCACCACUUUCUGAUAAAAUAUCAUAUUGUAAUCUGACAGAUAAAAAUAACUGCUAAGUAUAUAAAUCUGCCUGAUGUGAUCGGACAUUUCGCCCAAACACUUUUGAUACUCAAUUUUUAACUUCCGGUAUGUUACAUAUAGGCUGUAGAUACUCGGUAUGUUACAUAUAGGCUGCAGAUACUUUAUCAGUAAGAUACUUUAUCAGUAAGCGGUGAAAAAGGCGCUUAGAGAUAUAUUAGUUAAUCAUAGUAUUUAAUUACAGCGCUUUCCAGUUCCUAGGCAUUGAGCAUUCCUAGUCGUGUUCCAUUUAUAUCAUUUUAUAUUACACCAUAAUUUAUACGAUUAUGGUGUAACACGUCAGUUUCUAUUAUUAGUGGCAUUUCGUAUAAAUAUUUACUUCAAUAUAAGUAUUUUGAGAAUGACAUAGGUUUUACAAACAUGUUUUUUUUUAAUUCAUCACAAAAAGAAUUUACUAUUCUAUAUUUAAAAACGCUAUCAUUCUAUAUUAAAAAAAAAAAAACAUUGAAUUUCAAUUAUUAAAUAGUCACAUAUAUUGUGCACCAAUUUUAUGACUGUAUAAAUUGACACCCAAUUGGAUUAAUAUUAGUUUAUAUUUAAAUUGAUUAAUCGUUUUUAUUUUCUACUUAGAACUUCUGUUCGAUGUAAAAAUGCAAGACAUAAAACGAUGGUUGUGUAACGUAAACGAAAAAUAAUGGGAUAUAGAUUGAGAAUGUACCUAGUGAUUAAAUUAAGUGCUAAUUUUAGCAUCUAUUUAGAUAUAAAUGUAUUACAGUCGGGGCAAAUAAAACCGACUUAACUAAUCUUGUUGGCGGCGUCUUCACUAAUAUGAUUCGCCGAGUCGACACGCUAAGAUGAAGACGAACUAAUUCAGUGGGUUCAGCUUAUUUGCCUUUUAUAUGAAUGAAAUUAAUUUAUUAAUGGGUUCCUAGUUAUGUAGUCAACUUUUGAGAGAUAAUCUAACAUAUCAGAGGACGAAUCAAACUUCAGACUGCAUUUUUAAAAUACUAACAAAGUCAAGUGAAAAUACCAGAGAAUGGCACGAACGAAUAAAAAUUAAAAGAAAAAAUAUAUUCGAUCGAUGUAAUUUGCCUCUUCUAUUAGUUGUUUAAAAGCACAGGACUCUCAAGCAUUUUUGUAGUAUUUUUAUUAUUAAAUUUAAGGGUAGCUAGUUGAAUUCGCACUAUGCCAUCCAUAACUCACGUGCCAUAUAGUUGCUUAAUUAAGUAUAUCACAGCUUUAAUACCUUUUAUGGUAAGCAUUAUAUUGUUAAUAAAUUACAUUAAUUAAACUUUUGUUUCUGCUUUUUUUUUCUGCGUAAAUACGUACGUAUGUUUUAUAUAUACGGCAGCAGAGGUCGCGUCGGGCGGGUUUGGAACUAUAACGCUAUGGUACAAGGAUCGAAUGACCUACUCGUACUAACCAACCCAAAGAAGUUAAUUGCUAAUUCUGCCAUGUUAUUUUUUUUUGUAAUAAUAAAAUUUAAAAAAUAGAUAUAGCUUUCUUUGAAAAUAAUAACUGAGAUGAAAUUCAGGACUCGAGUGGGGAUCGAACUUAUGCCUCUGCCUAAUCACGUGUAACAUUUUAUUACUUUUUGAUAGAACAUUUCAUAAUAAAAUCUCACGCACUAGAAGUUCACUCUCUCAUAUCGACUACCUAAUCGAUAACACUAAAACACAGAAAAUUAAAAUUCAACAUUAUAUUACAUAC